Molecule: messenger RNA, 1720 nt
Organism: Ilyonectria robusta
Lineage: Eukaryota; Fungi; Ascomycota; Sordariomycetes; Hypocreales; Nectriaceae
Exons: 3
Coding region: 184-1593 (469 amino acids)
Molecular function (GO): alpha-1,3-mannosyltransferase activity; GDP-Man:Man(1)GlcNAc(2)-PP-Dol alpha-1,3-mannosyltransferase activity
Source: RefSeq, a predicted model, not a curated record
CCAACCCCCCACCAGUCAACGCGCUCCUUCCGCCUGCCCCACGCUGGGAGUUGCGCCUUCCUCACUGCUGCAAGCUCUCUAAUAAUAUCUGGCAGCUUCAACCGCACCCCCACAAUCUCCAACUCGGCCUCAUCCCACCACCACCACCACCCCACCUGAGGCACACAACACGACUCCCUCACAAUGCCUGACGGCAAGCAAGACAACGGCCAGGGCGCCAUCGUCUUCUUCCACCCCGACCUCGGCAUCGGCGGCGCUGAGCGGCUUGUCGUCGACGCCGCCGUCGGCCUGCAGAACCGCGGCCGUCGGGUCGUCAUCUACACCAACCACUGCGAUCCGAAGCACUGCUUUGACGAAUGUCGCGAUGGCACCCUCGAAGUCCGAGUCCGCGGCCACUGGCUCAUCCCCAUGUCGAUUCUCUCCCGCCUCACCAUCCUCUGCGCCAUCCUCCGCCACAUCCACCUCAUCGUCCACAUCACCGUCUCCGGUGAAUUGAGCGCGCUGCAACCCCGCGCCUUCGUCAUCGACCAGCUCUCUGCCGGCCUGCCUCUGCUGCGCUACCUCUUUCCCGCGCAGCCCAUCCUCUUCUACUGCCACUUCCCCGACCUGCUGCUCGCCCGCGGCCGCGAGUCGGCCCUCAAGCGCCUCUACCGCGUGCCCUUCGACUGGAUCGAGCAGUGGAGCAUGAGCUUCGCGCAAGCCGUCGCCGUCAACUCCGAAUUUACAAAGGGUAUCGUCGCUCGUGCUUUGCCGGGGCUGAAGAACAAUGUCGAGACAAAGGUCGUCUAUCCCUGCGUUGAUAUCGAGCCCAAGGAGGACGAAAUCACACUGGAUGAAAAUGUAUUCAAGGACGAGAAGCUCAUCCUCAGCAUCAACCGUUUCGAGAGAAAGAAGGAUAUUGCUCUGGCCAUCAAAGCCUUUGCUGCUAUUCCCCAGGACCAGCGCAAGGGAGUGCGACUCGUCCUCGCAGGUGGCUACGAUCACCGCGUCUCCGAGAAUGUCCAAUACCACAACGAGCUCCAAGAACUCGCCUCCUCCCUCAACCUGGAGCACACCACCGCCAAAACGCUCAUCACCGCCCUCUCCGCCCCGGUCUCCAUCCCUGUCCUCUUCCUCCUCUCCAUCCCCAACUCUCUCAAGGCCACACUCCUCCGCUCCGCCCGCGUGCUUGUAUAUACCCCCGCGAACGAGCACUUUGGCAUCGUGCCCCUCGAGGCCAUGCUCGCCCGCACCCCCGUUCUGGCCGCCAACUCAGGCGGUCCCGUCGAGACCAUCCGCGACGGCGAAACUGGCUGGUUGCGCUCCCCCGAUGACGUAUCCGCCUGGUCGGACGUCAUUCUGCGGGCCCUUGCCAUGUCUGAUGCUGAGCUGGCCCGCAUGGGCGACAGCGGUGCGACGCGAGUACGGAGCCUUUUUGGCCGGGACCACAUGGCUGCCCGGUUCGACACCAUUAUCAAUGAGAUUGUAGGACAGAAGCGUUCUCUAUCAAUCUUCAACACCAUUGUCAAUGCCGCCGCUCUUAUCACCUUUUUUACUCUGGGUCUAGUCAUCUCUAGCGUUUAUGCGCGAGGGGGAACUUCGGUUUCUGAAUAGUCGAUUUGUUGUGUACGAUAGAUGUACGACUUGCUAGAUAGGCACCUAGGUAGUAACCGCGUCGGAAUAAUAGCUACAUGGCCACGGCCUGUAGAAGUACCAACACAUACCCUAGUCUCAUUGAACU